Molecule: messenger RNA, 491 nt
Organism: Drosophila erecta
Lineage: Eukaryota; Metazoa; Arthropoda; Insecta; Diptera; Drosophilidae
Product: translation machinery-associated protein 7 homolog
Exons: 2
Coding region: 125-319 (64 amino acids)
Source: RefSeq, a predicted model, not a curated record
GGCGCACUUUCUAGAUACGAUAACACACAUAGCCAAUCGAAAGCGCGCAUCUAUCGAUUUGCGGUUUGCGGUUAUCGUGCAGCGGAAAUCGGAAAAACGUGUGGAAAAGCAUUAGCGAGCAAGAAUGUCUGGACGCGAGGGCGGUAAGAAGAAGCCUCUGAAGGCGCCGAAGAAGGACUCCAAGGACCUGGACGAGGACGACAUGGCCUUCAAGCAAAAGCAGAAGGAGCAGCAGAAGGCUCUGGAGGCGGCCAAGGCGAACGCUUCCAAGAAAGGACCUCUUGUCGGCGGCGGCAUCAAGAAGUCGGGGAAGAAGUGAUACUACCACGCCUCCAUCUGAAAACUGUAAUCCGCAGCCCGUAACCCACUGGAUGCUGAAUUGCCAGCCGAAGCACACCCAUGUGGACCAUAUUGAAUCGUCUAUCCUGCAUAUAGACCCUAAUUCUUUUUAUACUUACGAUUACCAUUAAAUAGAUCAUUGUACGUCAGGA